Phytophthora sojae is the source of this 4055-nucleotide messenger RNA. Its product is annotated as dynein light chain. The coding region runs from base 1 to 3963 and encodes 1320 amino acids. The transcript has 6 exons. NCBI's taxonomy places the organism in Eukaryota, Oomycota, Peronosporomycetes, Peronosporales, Peronosporaceae. The record is from RefSeq and is a predicted model, not a curated record.
AUGCCCAGCGGCGCGCCAGACUACUGUGGCUGGGGCGCCAAGCAGGGCAGCAAGGUGCGCACAUGGAAGAACCGCUACUUCGUUCUGCGCGGGCGCGAGCUCAUCUACUACUCGGGCGCCAAGAGCGACGGCAGCGGCGCCGGGGUCGGCGAAAAGGGCCGCCUCACGGUGGUGAACGUGGACUACUCGCCCGACCGCAAGAACGGGCUGCUCAUCCGGGGCGAGGGCAAGGACCUCAAGAUGACGACGGCCAGCGCGCAGGAGAGCCGCGUGCUGUUCCGGAAGAUCAAAGAGGCCAUCGGCGAGCAGGAGACGAGCUUCCGAGACUCGACGCAGAAGAGGAGGGCUCAGCCGCCGCCCAAGCCCAAGAAGGUUGUGGAGAAGGAGGGCUGGCUGCUGAAGGAGGAGACGCAGCUGCAGGCCUGGAAGCGCCGAUACGUGACGCUGAGCGGCAAGACGAUGGAGUUCUGCGCCGACCAGAACACGCCGCCACUGGAGUCGCACACUCUGGCCCGGGUGCAGGCGGACGAGACCAGUCCGCUGUCGCUGGAGGUCGCAGCUAGAAGUGGCCGAAGAUUCCACGUUGCGGCGGAGACGAGGGAGGAGAUCGAAAGCUGGGACAGAGCGAUUGCCGCUGCUAUUGGACAGCCGCUGGCGCUGCGUCAGGUGAUCGAAGUGCAAGAGGAAGUCGAUAAUCAGGAAACGGCGACGGUGGGGGACACAGAGCUAGUAGCGCGGAAAUACUCGACGGCAGUGUGUGAAGGCUGGCUAGAGAAGCUUGGACAACGGAGCCAGAUGUGGAAGAAGCGGUACAUGACGCUGUCAAACGGGAUGCUGGAGUACCGCAAGGGGCCGAUGGAGCAGCUGUCGGCCGAGCUUUAUGUCACCGAUGUGAGAUACAGCAGCAAAUACUCGGACACGCUGGAAAUCGAGUUUGGGUCAGAUAAAUCACUCAGCGAUAGCGACGUGAUUUUCGUGCGCGCCAAGUCCAUCCGUGAGCUGGACAAGUGGAUGUAUGCGCUUUGCGAUGUCGUUGGCAAACCGCGGUUGGAGCCUGCAGAAGCGACUUUCGACCCUUUGUCACCAACGAGCAGUGAGCCAGCAGAAGACCGGCAAAGCAAGACCCAGUUGCCGCCAUUUCCGAGGAACGUAUCCCAUUCGCAAGGUAGUGACAAUUCUGGAACGACUUCAAGUAACACCCAGCCCUCAACUCCUGUUAACGGUGGUCGCCCGUCUGGCAAGCAAGUGGUGGCAGCUACCUCCGCUCACCGCAUCAAACGUGGAUGGCUGCACAAGCAAAGCGAGCAAAGUUUGGCUUGGAAGUUGCGGUACUUCGUUCUUGAUGGGAAUACCCUUCAUCACUUUGAACACAUUAACGGGACGCCCAAGACGCUUGGAAAUGUGACGAAUGUCACUCGCAAUCACGAAUCAAUUGGAUGCUUAGGUGUCCAAUUUGAGAAUGGGAGCAAAUUGAAGGUAUAUGGGCAAACGAAAGCUGACACCGAGUCGUGGUUUGCUGCAUUGUGUAAGGCAUCGUGGAACUCAGCAGAGAACCCGGCGGACUUGGUCUCAUUUUCUAACCAAGAAGAGGAGGAGCUCAACGAUAAUGGCUUCCGAGGGUGGCUUCUGAAGAAGGGGCAAAACUUUAAGACCUGGAAACGACGCUACUUUGUGCUCGAAAGUAGUCGGCUAGCCUACAGUGCGAAAGCUGGAGGUGACGUCCUGGGUUCCGGCGUGGUGUUUGAUGUGGAUGUUGGAGAUCUUCGCCCAUUUUGCCUGAACAUUCGCUUCCAGAAUGGUCGGCUGCUUCACGUCGUCGCUCCGACGCAAGAAUCUUUCGCAAGAUGGUUUGACGUGCUUCGAACAGCGUCUAACCUGGCUGAGUCGUUUAUGUCGCAAAGCAAGGGGGCCAUUGUUCUUGACGAAGAGUUUGACAAUGAUGCUGGCGACAACGCUGAUGAAGCGGAUGUGGAUUUUACCGAAGAGGACCUCGCUGAGUACGAAAUGACUCUACGCGAUGGUGAAGGGGCUUCUCUAUGGAUCGCCGCGAUGCAGAACAAACCGGAAUACGAUGCUUUGAGCUCAUCUGCCUCAGAACAAGGCGAUGAAGAAGUGGUAGAGCCCAAAGAUGCUGACCUUGUGCCUCGCGAAGGCAACGAACGUCUUAGUGAGUCUCAAGGAUGUGUCGGAUGGCUAAAAAAGGAAGGAGGCAAAGUCAAGAGCUGGAAGAGGCGAUACUUCACUUUGUACGGUUCAAAGCUAAGCUACUACAAGACGGAUAAGGGCUCUCUGCUGCGCUCCGUCAAAGUGGUCAAUAUCGCGGCAAAUCCCUCGGUCGCCUUUGGUCUUACUGUAUCCACUGCCGGUGGUCGCAAGCUUGUCAUUCAAGCCGAUUCAAAAGAAGACUUUGAGAUGUGGCUUGGUGCAGUUCGAGAGGCUGUAGCUGCGGGGGAGAAAGAAAGGAAGUCGUCUGUGAUUGAGCCACCAAGUAUGGUCAGUGUCAUGGAAAAUAGAUCGAGCGACGACCUUAAAGCCUCAACCAGCUACAGCGGUUGGCUUCAGAAGGAAGGCCAGAGGUUCAAGACGUGGAAACGGCGAUACUUCACAGUGAAGAACAGUGCUCUGAUCUACUACAACGAGAUCGGCGGUGUGACACGCGGUCACGGCAUGGUAAAAGGAGCUCGCCCCGAUGACUCAAAACCUCUCACCCUGGUUAUCGAGUUCCGCAGCGGAAAGAGCAUGCGCGUGACAGCUGCAAGCGAGGCGGAAAUGAACUCGUGGCACCAAGUGCUGUCCAGAGGCCGCUCGUCGAGUAGCAGACCGACUGCGGUGUCGGAUAUUAGCGACGACGUCGUUGAUUCAGAAGAAGAAGAUGGCAACGGCGAUGAUAACGGAGAACGCGCAGCACGAAUCAGCCGAUUCGACUCGAAGGAUUAUCUGAACGACACAAUCACCAACGACACGUUCAUGCGCCUUCAAGACCAAGAGGGAAAAUCGGCCCUGCUGGAAUCUCGCAAUGGCGGGGUCACCGGUACUAUGGCCGCUGGUCACUCUUUCAAGGGAGAACUCAAGUUCAACGACGAAGACGAAGAGAAGGAAGACAUGCAACUCAGCUCCACUGGCGGAGAGUAUUACUAUCGAGAGCUAGUUGCCGAAGAGGAACGGCUUCGGCAGCUGCAGUCGGGUGAGAGGCUCGUUAAGGGUGAGCCGCCGAUCGCUGGCUACAAGGCGCGCCGCACAUUCCUCGGCGGGGAGUUCGAGGUCCGGUUGUUUGAGGUGGACGACGCUGGCAUCGCUGCGGUGGUUUUCCAGAUAUCCACAGAGCAUGGCUCACCACUCAAGUUUUCGCGCGUGUUCUCUCGAGCCGAGCUGGACAAAGCGGGGAUCACAAAGACGCUAGAAGGACACGUUGCGCUCGUGGAUUCGCUUGAGCUGGUUGAAGACGCCUACUUUACGGGCAAUGACGCAGUCGGAGCCGGGCAAAAUGUACUCGCGGCCUACCAGUUAUCGUCCACGCUUCCUGGCAUCAGCUUUCCGCCGCCCAUCGUUUCACACCAAGCCGCUCUCGCCUACUUCGCGCGGGCCCCGCCGAACGCCAUGGCGGACGAGUUGCAGUCGUCGGAAGAGCUCGCGUUCGUCGCCGAGGAGGUGGACCGCAUCAUCCUCACGUCGAUCGAGAGCUGUCUGAAGGACGAGGUGUACGACGAGCAGAAGGUCUCGCAGUGGGUCGACUACAUCUGCGAGUCCAUCAUGAAGGGCCUCAGCGAGCUGCGCAAGCCGCUCAAGUACAUAGUGAGCUGUCUCAUCAUGCAGAAGAACGGCGCCGGCGUGCACGCCUCGGUCUCCUGCCACUGGGACACCGUCACCGACGGCGCCCACGUCGUCAAGUGGCCGGGCGACAAGCACAAAGACCACAAUCGAUCCAUGUACUGCGUCAUCACCGUGAGCGGCCUGAGCUUCUAGCAGAUCGAGGACCUAGAUACUUCUGAUUUAGGUGUUGUAGGUUCACAAAACUCUUUAACUAACGCGCGGCGUCCCGUUUCCUCUUGCGCCCA